Molecule: messenger RNA, 1449 nt
Organism: Phytophthora infestans T30-4
Lineage: Eukaryota; Oomycota; Peronosporomycetes; Peronosporales; Peronosporaceae
Exons: 2
Coding region: 1-1449 (482 amino acids)
Molecular function (GO): metal ion binding
Source: RefSeq, a predicted model, not a curated record
AUGAAGAAGAAGUCAGCGGCCUGGCAGUGCACAGUGUCCGUCAGGAAGUUCGUGUACUCCGACGUGGAGAUCUGCGACGAUGUUUUUAGCUACGAUGCCGAAACUCCAAGCAGCAGUACUCGAUCCCACCAGCUCGUCUUUGCGACAUACACACGUCAGUACUCAGACAAGAAACAUGCCGUGCAUCUAAUGAAAACGGUGCCGAAAGGAGUCUACGACCAGACCCUACCAGCGCCUCACAGCUCGCCCUUACACCCAGAGAUCGAUCACCUUGGAGUUGGCUUCGACAUGCAGUUUGUACCGAGUCCUGGAGGGAGCAACCGGCAGCGUACUCAGAUAUUUGCUCACGCGUACGCUUCGGACAAACCACCGCGAAGCAUUAUGACUGAGGAUCCAGAGACUCUGUCUUCAGAUUUGGCACGACGUCGUGCUACACUGAUGAACCCGGAGACGCGAAGCAUCAUGCGGAUACUAACCGAGUCUCUGUCUCAGUUCGAGCGAGUAAUUCGUCGUCGUCGCUUCGGGUUCCAGUCCUUCAUUUACUUCCCGAAGGAAUACGCAGAUCCACUUCUGGAGAAACGGUGUCUGAUCUGCAACAAAACGUUCCACUUCUUCCGUCGAGAUUUCUAUUGUCAACUCUGUGGCCACAUGGUGUGUGGAAAUUGUUCGGAACUCCACGAGGUGGAGGCUCGUAUCGGUGAGAUUCGCAAGAAUCGAUGCUGCCGGUUGUGUGUUGUUCGUGUGGAUGCGGGCAAGUUUGACGGCGAGGAUUUGCUGGCUGCUUUGGGUCCGAUGAUCGUGGAGACUCGAUCGGACGCGUGGUUGCCAACUGACUCCAUGAGUUCAAUUGAUGAGGAGGACAAAGAUCUAAUGGGACAACUGUGUUCAGACGACCCUAAGGCUCGUAGUCACGCAUUGGAACAGCUAGGAAAGCUGGUGGCGAACUCGUCGGUGACCGAGCAGUCUUCUGGGAGGCAAAAGACCCAGGUGCAGGAUGUCCUGUCGAACAUCGAGAGUCACUUAAACGAGGAACUCUCGAAAGCCCAGCAUAAUUCUAGUGCUCAAGCGUGUGACGUCAGUGACCGUACGAGAGACUACAAGUACGAGUUCGACGCAAACAAAGUCACACACGCAGACAUCCCAUUGGCUCCGAAGCCAGAAGCUCAGAAGGAUGCGCGUCGUGUUGAGUUGAUCGAAAGUUCAGGCGCGUUACAGUCAAAUUACGAUCGUUCCGCUCUCAAUCUCAUCGCCCAAGUGGCAGCGAAGCGUCUCGGGUGUCCUAUCGGUGUCGUGUCCAUGAUCGACGAUCAGCAAUUCCAUGCUGUGGGUAGCUACAAUCUGCCCGCAGAAGCUCGUCGUCUACCGCGUAACGAGGUUCCGUGUAUGCAUUCCGUGUAUGCUGAGAAACCUCUUGUGAUCAAAAAUCCCCAGCGAUAUGCGGUUUGCUAA